AUGGCCGAUCUCUAUUGGAUCGAACAGGGGGAGAAUGAAUAUCCGAAAGCAUACUUACAGCGUUUCAUUGACCUCGUGCAUCAAAUCCACGACGUCGACCCACUCACCGCAGCAAAUCUCUUCGUCAAAAGCCUGCAGGUGGGAUCUCUCUUACAUGAGAAUCUCACCAUGACACCUCCAUACAACAUGGCAGACGUGCAGACCCGAGCCGAGGGCGUCUUCAGAGUGUUAGAAUUUCGAGAGCGCGCACAGAAGAAGUCUGCACUCAUCUCUGCUCCACCAGCAAAUAAUCCUCCACCACCUGCCAGGGAUGACAAGAGGAAACAGAACCAAACAAAUCAUACGAAGGAAGGAAAAAGGCCAAGACAGGAUCGGCAGCCAUCACGAUACCCAUCCUUCGAAUACACCGUCCCGCAAGAAGUCAUUUAUGAAGAAAAUAAAGACAGACCUAUCCAGCGAGAGCCCUACAAAAUUACCAUUCCAUCUGACAGAAGGGAUAAAAGCAAAUACUGUCUCUUCCACAAAGAUCACGAUCAUACGAUCGCUGAAUGCCAUAAUUUGAACAAUCAUAUCCAAGCCCUCAUGAGGAGUGGGAGGCUUACCCAAUACAUCAAGGAGACAGGCAGACCAGGCGCCUCGCGGCAGAACCCCGAUUCUGCCCCCGCUCCGCAGGCGUCAGACCCCGUACACACAGCCUCUGACAGCACCCAGGAGCCUCUUAAGCAAGUCCCUAUGAUCCACGGGAUCGUAGAACCCACUGAUAAUCAAGAGCAUGCAACUAAAAUCCAUAAAAGGAUGGAAGAACGAGUGAAGAGAUACAAAUCAUUAGGCCACGUGGUCAGUCUCGUCACUUCAGAAGACAGAAGCUACCCAGCCUCUACAAUCGCCUUCACCGAUGAUGACUUAAAGGGCGUCCACCUACCCCAUGAUGAUCCACUCGUCAUUUCCCUACAAGUUGACCAUUGCCAGCUGGGCAGAGUUCUAAUCGACGGGGGCAGUGGGGUCGACAUCCUCUUCUGGGAAGCCUUCCAGAAGAUGGGGUUAGAGGAGAAUCAGAUCCGGCCCUCCACCAUGCCCAUUUUGGGAUUCAACAGCCAAAGAGUCUAUCCAAAGGGCGUCGUUCGAUUAACUGUGGUGGCUGCAGAACAUGCCCUGCCAGUAGACUUUCUCAUUAUAGAUUCCACCACGAGCUACAAUGCCAUCAUGGGGAGAAAUUGGAUCCACCGGAUGCAGGGGGUAGUCUCAACUCUACAUCAGGUGAUGCGGUGUCAAUCACUCAACGGGCGAUACACCGUCGACAUCAAAGGCUGCCAGAAGCAGGCCAAAAAAUGCUUCCUUACCUUAAAAGAAAUAAAUAGCUCUGGCACUGCUUCCCAUGACAACUCCCCUGACAAAUAG
Molecule: messenger RNA, 1398 nt
Organism: Humulus lupulus (European hop)
Lineage: Eukaryota; Viridiplantae; Streptophyta; Magnoliopsida; Rosales; Cannabaceae
Exons: 1
Coding region: 1-1398 (465 amino acids)
Source: RefSeq, a predicted model, not a curated record